Molecule: messenger RNA, 9108 nt
Organism: Stegodyphus dumicola
Lineage: Eukaryota; Metazoa; Arthropoda; Arachnida; Araneae; Eresidae
Product: neural cell adhesion molecule 2-like
Molecular function (GO): protein binding
Source: RefSeq, a predicted model, not a curated record
AUGGAAAACAUGUUGCAGCAAGGGUGUUUAGUGUUGAUGAAAGAUGGAACGGAUGAUGAUGAAGAUUUAUUUGUGGAUCAGAAUAACAACCAUAGUGAAGAUGAAACAAAAUUGGAUGAUGCGAUUGAAGAUAUAACUGAAGCUUCAAUUUUGUACACGGCCGUCGUGAAAGGAAAAGUUGCCUUGCCUUGCGACAUAUCGCCCCCUUCAGCUGACGAUGGUGUUGCACUGAUCUUGUGGUACAAAGAUGAGGCUCCAUCGCCAAUAUAUACUUUAGAUGCUCGCCAAGGGACACUUGAGCAAGCCAGGCAGGUAGCGGUAUCAACCUUAGAUCAUCGUGCCUAUUUUAAUAUGAUCAACCGACCAGCCUUUCUACAAUUAGAUCCUGUGCAAGAGGAAGACGCGGGAGAAUACAGAUGCAGAGUAGAUUUCCAUAAAGCCAGGACAGUGAAUACUGUUAUAACAUUGAAGGUUAUAGUUCCACCAACCGAGCCUGUGAUCUACGACGAAGAAAGGAGAAAAGUUAAAGGUAUCAUAGGACCAUAUAAUGAGGGAGAACCGCUGAAGCUGCUUUGUGAAUCGGAUGGUGGUAAACCUCGUCCAGCUGUAACUUGGUGGCGAGACUACGCACUUCUGGACGAUUCCUAUACCUUUGUCACUGGUGACAAUUCCGUUCGGAAUGAAUUAGAAAUAGAGGAAUUGAAGCGAAGUGAUUUACUGGCUGUUCUACAGUGCCAGGCAUCUAAUAAUAACAUAACGGUACCAGCUUCUGUUUCCAUCACCUUGGAUGUCAAUCUAAAACCUUUGAUCGUAAGAGUAGAUCCACAUAAGCGACCUCUCUCGGCAGAGAAAGAAGCUGAAAUAAAAUGCACUACAAGUGGAUCUCGACCUCCAGCUGCCAUUACGUGGUGGAAAGGGAGCAAGGAGCUGAAAACUGGAAGGACUGAUGGACAAACUGGGGACACAACAACCAGUAUUAUAAGGUUUGUCCCUUCCGUAGAAGACAACGGGAAGUAUUUCUCCUGUCGUGCGCACAAUCCUGUAAUACCAGGCAGUGCUUUGGAGGAAGGCUGGAACUUGGAAGUCUUCUAUGCUCCUCAGGUGACUCUUCAACUUGGAAGUACUUUCCGUCAGGGCGAAGUAAAGGAAGGUAAUGAUGUCUUCUUUGAAUGUAACAUCAGAGCCAACCCCUGGGUCACCGAAAUAUCUUGGUUUUUUGAAGGAAAAGAAUUGAGGACGAAUACAUCAGCUGGAAUCAUCAUUAGCAAUCAAACGCUUGUGUUGCAGAAUGUAAAUCAAACCAGCCGUGGGAAUUACAGAUGUUCAGCUAGCAAUAGCGAUGGAACUGGUACAAGCAAUGAAGUGUUCCUGCGUGUAAAAUAUGCUCCCAUCUGCAGUUCAGGUCUGAGACGUGUAUACGGUGUGGGUCGGCAUGAAACAGUCAGAGUACUUUGCGAACUGGAUGCUGAUCCUCCUAACCUUGAGUUUCAUUGGAGGUUCAAUGUAUCUGAAAGAAGUUUGGAUAUAGCAAGCUUCACAGCGAAUGGGAAGGAAAGUGUUGCUACAUAUGUUCCUCAUAAUGAUGAUGAAUAUGGCACCUUAUCGUGUUGGGCUACCAAUGAAGUAGGAUGGCAGAAGGAGCCUUGCAUGUUUUCUAUAGUGCCAGCAGGCCCUCCAGAAGCUUUGCAAAAUUGUACUCUCGUCAACCAUACAGAAAACUCCAUCCAGGUGGAAUGCAUAGAAGGUUACAACGGAGGCUUACCACAGUUAUUUACCAUUGAAGUGUAUGAUGUGGAAAUGGGAAAACUGCGGUCAAACGUCACUCUAGGACAGCCAGCAUUCAUCAUUCAAGGUUUACCCAGCAGUACUGCAUUGCAUUUGGUGCUCUAUGCAAGCAAUGGCAAAGGAAGGAGUCCACCAUACACAUUGUCUGCUACAACGUUACAGCGAGCUGAGAAGUUAACAGGAAUGCAAGGCAUCAUCAUCAUUCGACCAGUGUUAGGCAUUCUCAUCGGAGUGGUAGUUGCCUUGGUGAUCAUUGCCAUCAUUAUCGUAAUAUCCAUAAAAGUAAAAAGAAGAAGAACGCAGAAAGAAUGCCAAGGAGGAACCGGAACGUCAGAUAAGUCGCAGACGCCUUUAAAGAAAGAUACUGACGACAUGCCAGAUGGUGAAGAAAAAGGACCGGAUAUUAUACCAGCAAAUAUAAUCAAUCGAGCUUAUUAUACAGAAGAUCCAAAGGAAAGCUCACCAUCGGGAAGCGCCAUCACCAGUAGAAGGUGGCCAGAAUCCCCUCCACAUGAAACUUUAGAAACAUCAUUAACCACUUCUACGUAUCGAAAGCCUCCAGAGGAUAUAACGUACGUAGAAUUAUCACUUCCUAGGGAACAUCACAACAUCGCUACGGUCAGGCGGAAAGAGCCGCCAACAGAGUAUGCUAACAUAGACCUACACAGUCAUUUACACAUGCAGACUAUUGUUGUGGAACGAGAAGAAGAGGAUGAAGUCGGGAACAAUACAUGCGAAACUCCUCUAAUGAGCAGCAGACGAGAAAGCGCCGUUUGAAAAGCGGUGAAUAAUAUCUGUAUGGACUGCAACUGAAUUUAAAUUUCCUUCGUUUGAGGACAUCCUCAGCGCUGAGAGUGGACACUUUCCUGUGAUUUACAUGACCUUCAGGUACAGAAGAUUAUUAGGAAGUGUUCAGUGAAGAACUCAUGCUGUGGCUCACGGGUCUAGCACUUUCUGAAACACACAUUUCUUCAUGCCCUAGGACCACAGUACUAUUGAAGAACAUAAAGUUUUUGAUGUACUUAUUUAUUUUUAACUUCACAUUUGUGAUCAUUAGUUUGAAAAUGAGUGGUGACUGUAAUAUGUGGCGAUUUCUUUCGACAGAUGUAAUUAGAUACAACAUCAAGACAUGUGUCGUUUAAUAUUUUCUUAAGAGGUACUGGCUCACUGCAGAAGAGUUAAUUUCAGUUACAGUGUGAAUGCUGUGAACGACUCGUAUUUCCUUCACUGUCUCCUCUCACUCCUGUUUCGCAAAGCUUAAGUUUUAAUUUAUGUGACACUAAUUCCCUUUUUCUCCUUCGAGAUUUGCUUCUCAAUCUCUUUUAGAUUAUGUAUUUUUUUCUUUUAUAAAUAUUAACAUUUAUAAAUUAAAACUUUGCUUCAUUAUCGCUUCAGAAAGUCGUCUAACCAAUACAAAAUGUUAUCACAAUUCGAAAUUAAAAGGGCAUGGACAUUUGUUGAUAUUGUUGUCGUUUUUACUUCCAGCUUAAUGCAAUCUUUGGGGGGAUGGCUAAUAUUCACCAGUAAUUUAACAGUAUCAUCAUCCAGACAUUACCCAAGAUGCACUACCGGGGCUACAGAUUUUACACAUGCGAAAUGUUCCGUCCCAAUUUUGAUGAAGAGCACGGGGAGAUCGCUCCGACGGUCUCCCACUCCUUGAGAGAAUUUUUGACUCACCGUACAUUUUGUGUGCCACCAUGCCACAAAGACAGCGUGCAUAUACAAACAUCCAUGCCAUCUCUGGGAUCCGAAACAGAGCCUAAUGAUAGACCAUCCAAGAGUACCAAUCACUGUAUCGAUCAGGGGUGAACUAUUUAAACUAUACCUUCAAAUCAUAAAUUUGCUUUCCUUUGCGCAUGCACUUUAAAAUUAAUUUUAAGACUGUUCGUAAUAAAUUACCAGAGAAAACAUCGAAUUUAAAUGUAUUAUACCAGUAAGAAAAAUUUUAAUGAAUUAUGAAAAAUAUAUACCUUAAAAUAGAGUUUUUAAACUUUGUUGUUAUUUAUGCUUUUAUCUAAAUGCCUGUAUUUACAGCAUGCAUUUAUUCUCCUUAGCAGGUAAAAUUAUAAUUUUCAGUUUGUACCUUUAACAGUUUUAUAUAAAUUAAAUUUAUCGAUUUCAAAAUGUAUGAAUGGCUAUAACCACACAUAUUGCAAUAAAUAUUUUUCGGAAUUGAAAAUACAUACUAUUUUGUAUGUUUCAUUUAAAAGUUUUAAGAUCGAAAGAGCCUCAAUCCUUUACCUUCGUUACCUGCAAUCCUCGCUGCGCUGUAGAAAAAGCCUUUUCGUCAUUCAGUUUAUUUAAACAGCAAACGACAACCCGUGUCUCCUCCUCCUCUUUUUUUUUUUUUUUUUUUUUUUUUUUUUUUUUUUUAGUGUAACUUACACUUUCAAUUUCAGCAUUAGCAAAAUUCUCUUUCUACUAAAGAUUCGAUUAGUGCGCCUAUCUAAAAAUGUAUGCUUUUAACUGACGCUAGAACCAUCAUAAUCAGCAAAAAAACAUACCUGCAAUGCCUGUACUUGCUUGCUCUUAUAUUAUAAGCUAGCCCUUUGAAGGCUAAAAUAUCCGAUACGGUUUUUCAUUCAAAAGACCACAGCUGCCCGUAACGGCCGAGAUUCGGUGUUAUUUUCUUUUCCUUCCCCUAAGGUAUGCAGUAGCAGGUGCAGUUUACCCAAAUAUAUUACAUCAGUUUAUUGCAGACAGCUUGUCCCAAUAGGCUAAUGGAAGCUUCUUUGUUAGGAAGUAGAAAUGGUAUCAUUUGAAAUCUUCACCCCUCUGUGUGCGUUCUUGGAUGGGGAGAAGAGGGAACGGACGGGGAUGGGUAAUGGACGUUAACAGGCGUUUCAGAUUUUAAGUAUACAGGUUAGCGAGAUCUUCGGUUUUCUAUGGGUUAAUCUAACUAUGAGUUUAUUGAGCAUGUGGGGUCUCACACAAUAUAUUAUUUCUAAAAAUUAUUUAAAAUCUUACGCUGCGUAAUAUAGAAGCAAAUAACACUAUGCAUUCUUUUAUAUACAUACAUCUGUAAGUUUUCAUACAUAUCAAAGCAUUAAAAUAACUUCUCCCAAGGUGCCCCUAACGCUUAUCUUGGGCAUACUCUUUAAUGCACUCGUUAAUAUCGUACUCUAGAAAUCGGACGAAUUUUAAAUUUAACUGUUUUCGAUUUUACUCUUAAUUGAAUAUUCAUUAAUAUGCUUCAUAAAAAGGGAUUAUGACUUUUAUGAAAUGAUACAUAAAUACCUACUAAAAUAUCAUAAUCCUUUCAUAACCAGAAGUAUUUACUCUCAGAUAUGCAGAACAUUUUAAUAAAAUGCGUUUAGAUUUAAUUAGCUUUUAAAUAUUGUCCUAUAAACUGCAAGUUUAUAUUUGAAAUUGCAUGCUACAUAAACCAGAAAUUUCCUUAAAAUAUAUGUAAAUCAUUUGCAAAAUAUUUACUAUUUUAUUACAUCAUGAAAGGACUAAAGUAAGUACAUUCCAUUAUCUUUAAUAGAGGAAAUAAAUUUAAUGACAUUCUGACAACAGUUUUACGCUACUUGAAAUAAAUAACAUCUUAAAGCAGUAAGAAUUAUUUUGUACUAAAUAAUUUAGAAGUGCAGAAGUGCAUUUGCGAAUUUCUUUAAACAACACCUCUUUCACUUCUCUCAUCCUUACAGUUUCAUCGAGUAAAGUUCAGUAAAUUUAAACGUGUUAACUCAGACUCAAUGAAGACAGUUUUGUUAAAGUUAGGUAUCUUUCAAAAUGUUCCAUUACAAAUAAGCCUGAUUCUGGAUUAUUGCAAACAAGCUUUUACGUUUAUGACGCAAAUUUAAACUGGCAAAUCUUUGUAGCGUAGAGAUAUUAACGAUCGAAACGCUUUGUGAUCAUCAUCUGCUUUGCAUUUUACGUAACUAUAUUACAAGUUAGAAUCGAAUCGUCAUGAAAUACGAUAUUUAUUAAAAUUUACAUUAGUUUAAAAUCAUUCUGAAUUAAUACCAAAAUCACUUAAUGGAUGGGAAAAGUUAAAAUUGCGAAACGCAGCUAAAUUAAUGAGGAUUUCGCACUUUCAAAGAAGCGUGAAGCUUGAAUUGUUUGUGCCUCAUAUAUCCAGAGAUACAAUUACUUGAGUCGUCUGUUUUUAAUUGUGAAAUUCAAUUUAACUCUUUGUGUUUUUACUUUUCCAUUUGAGUUAAAGGACAAUAUGAAAAACGUUUACCAUAAGGCACAGAAUUUCAAAACCUUGUAAAUUAAUUUUAUGUAAAUAUUUACGAUAUGUUUUGUUUUUUACGCAUAUCUCGUCAAAUUCGUAAUCUGGAAGCAUAAAAAAAACAUAUUGUAUAUAGUCUUACCUUUCUUUUAUUCUGCGGAUUAAGCCCUAAAAAGUGCUACAUUUCUAGAAAUACGUAUAAUAAUCAGCAGUGGGGAUACAACGUCAAAUUCCUAUUCAUGCUGGAGGUAUUUAUCAUCAGCAUGUAAUAUAUUUAUCAUAAGUAUGUAACAUAACUGUAGUAACUUAAUUUCUAUUAGAUUUUAAGUGCACAAUGCACAACUUGUUCUUGAGCAUAAAGUAUUUUUUUAGCUCAAGAGCAAUAUUUUAAACUUUUUAUAUCUUUAUGAAACAUAUUACCGCAAAAGGAAAUCUAAAAUUCAUACCUGCGUUCAAGUUAUACUUAUGGUUUGUAAUCCCAGUUAAUCAAAGUAAUUUAUGUUCUUUUGUAUCUAAACCUGAUAACACUAAAAUAAAGUUGGAAAAGAAUAAAUUUCUAUUUCCACUUAAAAAUAAAGCCAAACAGUUUUAGUUUAUCUCCUUAAAAUGCACUAUUUUGUAUUUUUCAUGAUCUAUACAUUGCAUAAAGAACUUUCAUUCAUGAAACAGAGACUGAUAGAGACAGUGUAAAGAAAUAUGUAUGAGACAAAACGUUAUUGGCUGAAAUUUAAUAUCGGCAGACUCGUGGGCCAAUUAAGAAUGACCACUUUGACAUUUUAUAAAGGUAAAAGACCUCAGUGAGAGCAGGACCAUAAGCAGACUCAGAUUUUUGAACUAUGGAUUUGGAAAUUUUUUUCUACGUACAACAUGUACUAUAAAUAUCUCUGCACAAUCGUGGUACCAACAACCAUCGUUCUUCCGUGUGUAAAUAGUAGAAAAAUGGAAAUGGAAUAUUGCGUGACAUUUUCUAUUGCUGUAAUCACACAUUUUCCGUCGUUUUAUUUUCUUGGUUAACAUCGCGCUAAAAUUGAUACUUUCUUGAAAGAUUACAUUGGAAGAUUCUGGCAACACAUCCAAACCGAAUUAAAGGAGAAAGAAAGAAGUUGCAAAAUUCAAGGAUGUGACCUUUUGUCAAAGUAUUUACUAUUUCCCUUUAUUGAUGAAAUUCGAAUGAUUACUGUGCACAAAAGUAUAUUAAAAUCAUAAAAAAAUAUUGUUUAAAUUCACAGAAUAUGUCACAAUGUAGAUUAUUGGCACAGUAUGUUUAACUUAUGAUGUGAAAAUGCAAAAUUAAUGUUUGUCAAAGACAUUUAAUUAUUGAAAAUUUAACAAAAUAUUGUGGCUAAACGCUUUCAGCUCGUUUUCUGCAUAAAUAAUCAUUGUGUGAUUUGAUAUUUAUUGAUUGGUUUGAAAUAUUCUUAAAUGUAAAAAUAUUUUUGUUUUGAAACUAACUACAGGAGUAAAUUGUAAGUACAAGCGUAAAUUAAAAAAUUAUUAAUGUUAAUCUGGAGAGCAGAUAAUUACAAAAUUGGUAUAUUAUUACAUUACAGCUUGCAAUAAAUAUUGUAAUCCUGUACUUGAGGAAUAAGCUUUUGUUGCUUCAUUAAACAUUAGCCGCUUAAACCUUUUCAGCAAGCAAAAUAAUUUUAUUCAUGAUGCAAAAUAUAGAUUCUCAUAGAAAGUAUAAUUUACAUAUUUGCUCAGAAUUUUCUUUCUUGUAUUUUGGAAUUAAAAAAAAAAGAAAAGAAAAAAGUAUUAUUAUUCUUAUCUGAAACUUUCUGACAUUUCUUUGAAAACAUUGAAAUGAAUACUAAAAUAUCCCUUAUGAUAUUUCUCUUUCUGAAAAUGUUUGAUAUUUCUUUGAAAACAUUUAAACGAAUAUUAAAAUAUCCUUUAUUAACUUUAUCUGAAAUUUUUCGACAUUUCUUUGAAAGCCUCGAAACGAAUACUAAAAUAUCCCUUACUAACUUUCAUUUUAUCUGCAAUUUUUUUAUGUUUCUUUGAAAGCAUCAAAACGAAACUAAAAUAUCCCUUAUUAACUUUCCCUUUAUCUGAAAUUUUUUGACAUGUCAUUUAAAGCAUUGAAACGAAUUGUAAAAUAUCCCUUAUUAACUUUCACUUUAUUUGAAUUUUUUUUGACAUUUCUUUGAAAGCGUCUAAGCUAAAUCCCUUAUUAACUUUCACUUUAGCAGAGAUUUUAGAAAGCAUUGAAACAAAUAUUAAAAUAAGUUUCAUUUAACUUCAAGUUUAUCUGAAUUUUUUUAUUAUUAUAUGUCACCUUUUCAGUACAUAAUUUAUGAACUUAAUUUAGAAAAUAUCAACUUACAUCAGAUAUGCUUAAUAUUAUAAUUUACGUAACAAUCUUUGUUCUGUUAUUCUAAAUAAAAAUUUUGGUAUUUAAAUAUUUAUAAAUUUUACGUAAAUAUUGUCACAGUGUUGCAAAUUACAUACGAAAAUAUAACUCACUUAAAUCUAAAUUUGUUGUCUUAAACUAGUCUGUUUACUUCAAAAAAAGUUUUUCCUUCCUAAUUAAAUAUUACAUCCAAUAUAAGAUUAUAAUUAAAUUUAUUUGCGUGAAUGUUUUAUCAUGAAAACAUUUCCCAGAUCAGAAUAUCGAAACCAUACUUCUAAACUGAAAAACGAUUUUAAAAUUCUGUGUGGCAAAAAUUGAUUUCUAAACAUAUUUAGGAGUUUGGUAUACUUAAUGCUUUGCUUAAUACUUAAUGCUUGCUUGUAAAGAUCACAUUUGUCCUAAUUCUUAUUCAAAUAUACUUUAAAAACAUUUUAAAAUAAAUAUUAUUACUGCGCUCUUAAGAACUAAAAAUAAUAAGACCUGAAUGAAGCAUUUUUUUUAUCUGCCUUAAGUAUAUUUUUAAAAUUAAUUGUUGAAAAAACUAAUUUUUAAAAAGAGCGAAAGUAUGUCUCUUCAUAAUCGUUUUAAAUUUCAAGCAGCAAACAGCGGUAAAAAUAGAGAAAGGGAAUUAUUAUUAUGUGAUGUUAUCCUUUUGAAAAUGAAAUACAUAUUUGUAGGGAUUUGGGUGUAAUGAUUGAAUGUGUUUGAAUAAAAUAAAAACGCUAGCUUUCUUUUUCAUUACCUCUUUUAUGUACUUUGAACUGUUAUAGUAAUAAAUAAAAUUGCACAA